CGUUCAAUCGUCUCCCGUUUGAACAGAGCUGCAGAAGUGAUUGUGACGCGCCGGUUUAUUUUAAGCUCCGUGCUUUAUUUGACAUAUACAUAAGAUUCAAUAUUACAACCGCUGUUUGUUCCUCAUCUCCGUGACGUGUCGCGCCGUGCUCGCCGCCGCGUCUGACUGCUGCUAGUGAGCGCGUUGCGCGGGUGUGUGACAGUGAGUGCGCGCGCGUCGUGGCCGGGGCUCUUGAGCAGCACGCGACUGUGUCCCGUUUAACGGCUGUCAUGUCCAAAUUGGAGCAGAUUCUGAUCCUCGACCCGUCGAGCGACCUCCGCUUUAAAGGACCUUUCACAGAUGUGGUAACCACCAACCUGAAGUUGAAGAACCCGUCUGAUAAAAGAGUAUGUUUCAAAGUGAAGACCACAGCUCCACGCCGCUACUGUGUGCGGCCCAACAGCGGCGUGAUCGAUCCCGGCUCGACGGUCACCAUCUCGGUGAUGCUUCAGCCGUUUGACUACGACCCAAAUGAGAAGAGCAAACACAAGUUUAUGGUCCAGACAAUUUUUGCACCAUCCGGCGUAUCGGACCUGGAAGCUUUGUGGAAAGAUGCCAAACCAGAUGACCUGAUGGACUCCAAACUGCGCUGUGUGUUUGACAUGCCCUCAGAGAACGACAGGAUGAGCGAGCAGGAAUCCAGCAAAAGCGCAGCCGUGCUGAACGCCUCUAAAGCAGACGGCACGUCAGGAGCCAAACCCAGCAGCCUGUCUAUGGACGACACCGAGAUGAGGAAACUCCUGGAGGAGUCCAAGAGACUGCAGACAGAAGUGGGAAAACUGUUGGAGGAAAACCGCCAGCUCAAGGAUGAAGGUCUGAGGAUGAGGAGGGCCAAUCAGUUUGACAGCUCCGCUUCAAAGUCUUCAGCGAUGAUGAGCAAAGACCCCGCCUCCAAAUCCCUGCCGUCACUGCUGGUCGUCAUCGCCGCCAUAUUCAUCGGCUUCUUCCUGGGGAAGUUUGUGUUGUAGGGAGGGCAUCGGCGUCCACGUUUGCCGGGCCUGGCGAGCAUCGCGUGCGUUCUUGUCGAUAACCGUUGCGUCAGUGCCGACGUGCCCCAAAGCGACGGUAAUACAUGUGUCUGUGUACAAGAUCAUUCAAACGGGCCUUGCCUCUCUCACACGGUUAGUACACAAACAAACACACACACAAACACAAACAUACACAAACAAACAAACAAACAUACACUCAGAAACAAGAGGAUCGUUCGGUUCUCCUCUUAUUACGCUUUCUGUGGUUCCGGGUGGGUUUUUCUGGGGUCGGGGAUGAAGAAACUGUCCAUUUGUCAAAGCCCCAUUAGCAGCCCAGUACAGGGCACCGUGUCUAGAGACCUUCAUGGCAAUCUAUGAAUAAAUAAAAGGAUGUGUUUUCUUCCUCUCUGUGGUUUUAUUAAGAGUUUAAUGGAAUGUUUUAAGUGUCAUGUACAUGUUAUUUUGAUUCUUUUGACAAAAAAAAAAUGGGAAAUGCAGAUUCAUAAUAAAAAUAAAUUAAUUAAUCGUCUUUGCUGCUCGUUGCUGGAUGAUGACGAAUUCAGACACUGAAUUUCACAUUGAUUUCCUGAAUGUGAUGAAGUCCGCUGGAAAAAUGUGCCUGGUGUGUCCAUGUUUUUUCCUCACCAUCUCCAAUGACACCAAUGCCGAUUUCAAUCAUUACAUUGAGUUUUUCUUUAUGCAAAUCAUAUAUUACUCAAUUGUGAGGCAACUUGACUGAAUAAAGAUCAGCUUUACAGUCCUGUGGUAUUUAACAUUGCUUAAAUAAAACCUCUUUAACACUCA
This is a messenger RNA of Paramisgurnus dabryanus, 1811 nucleotides long. RefSeq names its product VAMP (vesicle-associated membrane protein)-associated protein A (gene vapa). Gene Ontology annotation, cellular component: plasma membrane; endoplasmic reticulum membrane. Gene Ontology annotation, biological process: neuron projection development. Lineage: Eukaryota; Metazoa; Chordata; Actinopteri; Cypriniformes; Cobitidae. The record is from RefSeq and is a predicted model, not a curated record. Gene Ontology annotation, molecular function: FFAT motif binding.